Molecule: messenger RNA, 3213 nt
Organism: Morchella importuna
Lineage: Eukaryota; Fungi; Ascomycota; Pezizomycetes; Pezizales; Morchellaceae
Exons: 4
Coding region: 1-3213 (1070 amino acids)
Biological process (GO): positive regulation of transcription by RNA polymerase II; aromatic amino acid catabolic process
Cellular component (GO): nucleus
Molecular function (GO): zinc ion binding; DNA-binding transcription factor activity, RNA polymerase II-specific
Source: RefSeq, a predicted model, not a curated record
AUGUCUUACGAUUCUACGCACCCACCAUCUCGCCCAGCAAAGAACAAUAGCUCUUCUCCGGCCGCCGCCACACAGAACGGCUCUGUAGGGUUUGCGUCGGCGAGUUCUCCUUCGGCGUCUACAGCUGCUGCAACCGCUACAAUAGCUGCCACUGCUGCCCCAACAGCUUCUUCAGGUGCUCUGGGAGUUACCCCCAGUACAACCCCAACCGCAGCUCCUCCUCCGCCAACAAUUCAUAAACGAACAUACCAAGCGUGCAUUCCGUGCCGGCAGCGCAAGGUCCGCUGCGACCUCGGCUCCGUCGAGGCCCCCCACGACCCGCCCUGCGUCCGCUGCCGCCGUGAGUCAAAAGAAUGCUACUUCUCCGCCACCCGCCGCAAGACACGCACGCCGUCCGUCACGGCCGAUGACGCAGGCUCCGUGAUAGGCAUUGGCCGCGGCCGCGGCAUGAGGGCGGGCGUCGGGGUGGGCGUGGUGCGGAAGCGCGAGGACGAAGAGAGCAGUGAAACCGGGGGCGCGCUAAAGAGACCGAGAUCAAUUGGCCACGGCUCGCCACUCGAAGACCCGGCGGGGGCGUACCCGCCAUCAGAGUAUAACUCCAGGAGCGGGAACCACGGCUCGCCGUACUCGACGCAAGGAUACCAUGAUAAGAUUGAUCCCAGGCUGCAGAUCCAGACCGCUUUGGAGCCCCGGCACGAACGCGAGUCGGCACAGUCAAUCAAUACCGAUGUGACAUUGCUGCAGACGCCCGUCUACAACUCGCAUGAAGCGUUGCUCACGCUCAUCGAGGCCGCCGGGAAGGAUACGCCCUUAUCGACAGGGGCAAAGUCCAACUCGGGCGAUAGCGAUUCGGAAGGGGAAGGUGACGACACAAUCAUUGGCAAGGGAUCCGGCGAAGACCGACAUCACCAGAGUAACGGUGACCACUAUCAACACAACCACCAAUCGCCUGUGGCGAGAGGUGCCGGCGCGGGUGUGCGGUUCUCGGAGAUGGCUUCGCCGUCGGACGCGGCGGGGAGUAGCUUCACGAGCUCGCAUGCCAGACGGAGGGCCGCAAGUACGAGUACUGUGUCGCCGGGGAUGAGAUCGCAUGGGCGGAGCAUGUCAAUCUCGGCGAUUCAGGACCCUAAGGAGAGGGAAGGCAUGGAGAAGAGUAUUAGAGCGUGGAAUAAAUUCAGAUUCGUAAAAGCCGGGUGGUUCACUGCCCGAGAGGCAAUUGGAUACGUAGAAUACUUUUAUCACCAUCUGCACCCCUUGUCGCCAACACUUACUUCGCCGAAUUUACAGCAUAUAACGCAUCCAAUUCAUCACCCAAUGCUGCUGAAGCAUGAGCCGUUUUUAACAACUAUCAUUCUUCUAAUCACCUCUCGCUAUAUGAUCUUGCCUGCUCCAGGUGGCACGUCUCGAUCAUAUGCAAUCCAUGAUAUGCUUUGGCGGGAGGUGCGCGGUGGUUGUGAAGGCCUGAUGUGGGGUGGUGGGUGGGGCGGCCUUGGUACUACCCACGCCGGUGGCGGCAUGGGCGGUUUUGGGGGCAUGGGACCGGGUGGACCAGGUGGUACAAGUGCAACAAAGGGUCUCAGAACUUUGGGCACGGUGGAAGGGCUGCUCAUCCUUACAGAAUGGCAUGUCCGGGGGCUCCAUUUCCCUAUGGAUGUUGAAGAGGGAUACUGGAUGGUCGAUGUUAGCGAUGACGAAGACGACUAUGUGCACCCUGGGCGAGCCAAGAGGGCAAGGCCAAAGGGCGGAGUGGUCGAAGGCCUCGGUGACAGGAUUGAGAAUAUCUUGGAGCCCGCUUAUCGGAGUGAUCGCAUGAGUUGGAUGCUACUCGGGAAUGCCCUUGCCCUGGCGUAUGAACUGGGUGUUUUUGACGAGAUUGACGAACCGGUAUCGCAAACACCCCCACAUGCUGAACUUGAUGCAUCUCGUCUGCGCUUCCAGCGUAUUCAGAAGCUCCUUUUGGUGUAUGUUCUGCAACUUGCGUCCCGCCUUGGAUGGACGUCAAUGAUUCCGCGCCAUAUCACACACCUAGUCCGCCACAAGUUGAACUCUCAGGCACCGUCUCCUGCAUCUGUUUCCGUCAAUUCUGCUCCCAACAGCUCAUGGGACCCUCGUGGUUCCCGGACGAGGUGGGAGAACGAAGACGAGCUCCAGGAUGUCGUGUUCCACACGUGGGUCGAUUUGACUAUGCUGAUGAAAUCGUCUGGUGAGAAGUUGUUCCCCAGCAGAAGUGCAACGAAGAGUAUCAUGCGUAGCGGUAAGUACGUAUCGUUGCUGGAGUACUUCCAGCCGCUGCUGAGGGAUUGGAAGAGGGAAUUUGAGGCGUUGGGACUCCCGGAGCCGAUUCAGCAUAUUCUAACAAUGGAGUAUGAACAUGUCCGCUUCUAUAUCAAUUCUCUUGCUUUGCAGGCGGUUGUGGAUCGAUGCACGUACUACAACAAGGGUUUGAACGGCGCCGCCAAUACAAAUGGAGCAGCGAUGAACGGCAAUGGCAAUGGGUCCAACAAUUUUGCGGCAUUGAUGCAGCUGAGCAGCCAAGAUAUGGAGUUCAUUAAUGAAGUUGUAGACGCAAGCCGGGCCCUGCUCCGUUGCGUAGUAGAAAAGAUGCUGCCCGGCGGGUAUCUUAAACACGCACCCGUCCGUAUCUACCUCCGGAUCCUCAGCGCAAGCAUGUUUCUCCUCAAGACCUUCGCCCUCGGCGCCCCUGAAGAAGAAGUCGCCAUCUCCAUCACACUGAUCGACCAGACGGUUUUGGCACUCCGCAACGCUUCCGUCGACGACGUCCACCUCGGCCUGCGCUUCGCCGAUCUCCUCGAAACGCUCACAAAGCGGAUUAAGCUCCGCUUCGUGCGUAUGUCACGCAGCCGCGCCGGCACGCCCGUGCCACCCUCCUCAACCAUGCCAUUGAAGGCCAGUCAGCUCGACAUGACGAUUCCGCGCACGCCUGAUGCAGAUCCGAGUAUGGGAAUGCCGCCGCCUCCAACGCCAACGGGGAUGGGUUAUGAGCUGGGUGUCAACUAUACGCAUGAGGGAUUCGCGGGUGGGGAGGUCCAGGAUGAUCCGAACUUCUUUUGCGGGUAUGAGGACUGGUUGGCGCUGCCGAUUGAUCCGAUUGUUGGUGCGGGGUUUAAUGGCGUUACGCAGAGCCAGAUGGGGCCUGAUGUGGGUGGGGUGGAUUUGUUGGAAUUAUUGUUGGGUGGUGGUGGGAGUGCGUGA